CUUAACCACCCUCUUCUCCUGCUUUCCUGCGAUCCGGACACUAGAAUCCCUGAGCCUCUUCUAUCAGUUUUCUCAUCUGUUAAGCGGCAACAAUGUCUCUUUGUAAAGUUAAGAUCUUUGGGCGUCCAGCAAAGGUGGCUCAGAGAGCAAGGGAGAUCGAAGAGAAUCUGCAAGGGAAAGGAACACAGGUCUGGAAGAAGAGUGGCGCAGUCUAUGAAGGGGACUGGAAGUUUGGGAAACGAGAUGGCUAUGGUACCCUCAGUCAUCCUGACCCAGAGACGGGAAAGCUCAGGAGAGUGUAUUCAGGCUGGUGGAAAAGCGAUAAGAAAUCGGGCUACGGGAUCCAGUUUUUCGGACCCAAGGAAUACUACGAGGGCGAGUGGUGUAGCAACCAGCGCAGCGGGUGGGGACGCAUGUACUACAGCAACGGCGACAUCUACGAGGGCCAGUGGCAGAACGACAAGCCUGAAGGGGAGGGCAUGUUGCGGCUGAAGAACCGGAACCGGUAUGAGGGCGGCUGGGAGAGGGGCAUGAAGAACGGGCACGGGCGCUUCUUUCACCUGGACCAUGGUCAGCUGUUUGAAGGCUUCUGGGUGGACAACGUGGCCAAGUGUGGCACCAUGAUCGACUUUGGCCGUGAUGAGGCCCCUGAGCCCACCCAGUUCCCCAUUCCUAAGGUGGAGAUUCUAGAUCCAGACGGCGUGCUGAAGGAAGCGUUGGAUAAACUGAGGAAGCCCGAGGAAGAAGAGGACUGAGGUCAGAGAUGGAAUCGAGGCUCGGGAGAAACUCCAGCCCUUGUCACCAAACUGCUCAGACCGGUGCAGCUCCUGCGGGAGCACGCAGCAUCGUCUCCGGGCACGCCCUUGGCUCCCUCGGAGGGUACCCGCGCCUCCAGACACUAGGUUAUUUUUUGUCAGCGGAGGUGGGGUAUUGCUUCUCCCUGGCUGGGCUUGGGAACCCACUCGCUUAAAGCCUUUGCCCCUGUGGCUUUAUAUUAGAGUGCAUGAAAAUAAAGAACGUGGUGGCCUCAA
Molecule: messenger RNA, 1031 nt
Organism: Apodemus sylvaticus (European woodmouse)
Lineage: Eukaryota; Metazoa; Chordata; Mammalia; Rodentia; Muridae
Gene: Morn3
Product: MORN repeat containing 3
Exons: 6
Coding region: 93-755 (220 amino acids)
Source: RefSeq, a predicted model, not a curated record